Molecule: messenger RNA, 1167 nt
Organism: Closterium sp. NIES-65
Lineage: Eukaryota; Viridiplantae; Streptophyta; Zygnematophyceae; Desmidiales; Closteriaceae
Source: the annotation of a GenBank genome assembly
AUGGAGGGUUCGGCGACAGGGGGAAAUCACGGAGGCGAUCCUCGCGCCGAGCAUGCCGCAACCAAGGAGUCCGAGGAGGCGGCAACGCAACACCAUCUGACGCUGCUCCAGACGAGCGUGGUCGAAGUUUCUGCAGCCGUACUGGAUAAAGACAAGGUGGCACAGCACGAGUCGGUGGGGCUGGUCGGUGGCUCUCCUCCUUCAGGUGGACGGGGAAGGCGUAGGCAAAGGAAGAGCGAUGGGGAGGAGGAUGAUGACACCGCCGUGCCCGGGGACCUCACCACGCGAGCGAAGAGGCGCCAGACGACAGGUAGUGCUGACAACGCCGGAGGCGCGGAAGUUGACACACCGCGAGGCGCCAAGGAAGCUAGUGGCAAGGCGGGCGGUCAAGCAUUGCGCCAGAAGGGCCGCCCCGCAGCAAGAAAAGCAUCUGGCGGAAGGAGAGGCAAGAAAGCAGCGACAGGAACGAGGCCGAAACAGGGCGAUGAAGACCCCGGUGAUACGGAGGAGGAGGAGGAUGAGGAGGAGGAUGCGGAGGGAGAGGAGGAUGAAGAGGAAGCGGAGGAGCAAGACGCGGAUGUCGGGGAGGAUGCUAAAGAUGAGAAUGAUGGCGGGGAGGACGAAGAGGAGGAGGAGGAGGAGGAGGAGGAGGAGGAGGAGGAGGAGGAGGAGGAGGAGGAGGAGGAGGAGGAGGAGGAGGAGGGGGAUGAGGAGGAGGAGCAGGGUGACGAGGAGGAGGAGGAGGAGGAGGAGGAGGAGGAGGAGGAGGAGGAGGAGGAGGAGGAGGAGGAGGAGGAGGAGGAGGAGGCAUCAGAGAAGGAGGAGGAGGAGGAGGAGGAGGAGGAGGAGGAGGAGGAGGAGGAGGAGGAGGAGGAUGUGGCGCCAGGGAAGAGACGGGGCGGGCGGCGGUCGGGUGAAAGUGAGGAGCACGAGCAGUUUGUUACACGGGAGGAGUUCCAGGCGCUGCGGUCUGAGAUGUACGCCAUGUUUGCACAGCUCGGCCUGCGUCGUGGAGUACCUGCCAGCUAUGUCGGCGGGCCGGCAGCCCUGCCUAUGGCUGGUACCCCGCCGCCGAUGAGCGCCGUGGACAAGGCACGAGUGCUAGUGUUGCAGGAGACAAACCCAUUCCCAGUAUGUGGCGGGCCAAAUGGGGCGGGUUGGGGUUGA